Ostrinia furnacalis (Asian corn borer) is the source of this 596-nucleotide messenger RNA. It is a transcript of the gene RpL26, whose product is annotated as ribosomal protein L26. Gene Ontology annotation, biological process: translation. Gene Ontology annotation, cellular component: ribosome; large ribosomal subunit. NCBI's taxonomy places the organism in Eukaryota, Metazoa, Arthropoda, Insecta, Lepidoptera, Crambidae. The transcript has 4 exons. Gene Ontology annotation, molecular function: RNA binding; structural constituent of ribosome. The record is from RefSeq and is a predicted model, not a curated record. The coding region runs from base 112 to 558 and encodes 148 amino acids.
UACAUAAACUGAUUCGCUGUGUUGGUGCAUUAAAUUCUUGUGCGGGCAACACCGUUGUAUACUUCUUUUUAUUUCGGUUCUUUGCCGUGUCGUUCGGUGAAGAGCGCCAGAAUGAAGUACAAUAAGCUCGUGACUUCCUCGAGGAGGAAAAACAGGAAGAGGCAUUUCAGCGCCCCUUCACACAUCAGACGAGUGCUCAUGUCCGCUCCGCUAUCCAAAGAGCUGAGACAGAAGUUCAACGUUAAGUCUAUGCCAAUCCGUAAAGACGACGAAGUUCAGGUUGUCAGAGGACACUACAAAGGCCAGCAAGUAGGCAAAGUAGUCCAAGUAUACCGUAAGAAGUUCGUCGUCUACAUUGAAAGGAUCCAGCGUGAGAAGGCUAACGGUGCCACCGCAUACGUUGGUAUCCACCCCUCAAAGUGUGUGAUUGUCAAACUAAAGAUGAACAAGGACAGAAAAGCCAUCCUUGACCGCAGAGCGAAGGGCAGGCUGGCCGCCCUUGGCAAGGAUAAGGGCAAAUACACUGAGGAAACCGCCACAGCUAUGGAAACCUCGUGAACACAUAGAUUAUAAGAAAUAAAAAACGUAAAAAGGCA